UUUUUUUUUUGUUUUGUCGACUGAGUUAGAAUUUGGGAUUGACGAUAGUUUUGAGAUGAGUAGAUUGAUUUCGAGGAUGUGAAGUAUGAUUCCUUUUUUACUCAAAAAGGAGGUCCUUUUAGGGUUGUUAGGCGUGGACAAUUGAAAUAUUUGGUCAUUCAAGCUAUGGCUCCAUGGAAAAACAAGAAAAGAGCUGCUAAUGUAGUGGAAGCCUCCUUGGCGCCAUCCUCAUCUUCUGUAGCCGAAACUUCAAAGUCACUAAAGCCUGAACCCAAAAUUAUGAAGAAACCCUCAAACCAGAAUUCUGCAAAGGAAAUAAUCAAAACCACUUCUGAGGUGGAGGCCUCCUCAUUACCAUCCUCAUCAGGAAAGGAGAAUUCAAAGAUAGCAAAGCCUGUUACUAAGAUUGUGAAGAAAUCCCAAAAUCAGAAUUUCGCAAGGAGAAGAAGAAAAAAUCAUACGCCACAGGCUCAGGAUAAAUCUAAGGAUGACAAGAAGAAUGGGCAAGAGGCCAACAAGGAAGUGAGUAACACUGAAAGAAAUGAUGAGAAGAAUACAAAGUCCAGUGAGAGAUCCGAAAAGAAGGAUGAUAACAAUGAGGAGAAAAGUGAGAAGAGGCAGAGGGAUCACAAGGAUAAGGAAAAACUUGGAGGCCUGAUUAUGAUGUGCAAUUCAAAAACGAAGCCCGACUGUUUUCGCUUUAAAGUCAUGGGUGUUUCGGUUAACAAGAAAGAGCUUGUCUUAGCCAUCAAACCUGGUCUAAAGCUCUUCCUCUUUGAUUUCGAUCUCAAGCUACUUUAUGGAAUCUAUAAGGCAUCUUCUGUUGGUGGGAUGAAGCUUGAGCCUAAAGCUUUUGAUGGUGCCUUCCCUGUUCAGGUGCGUUUUAAAGUCCUCAAGGAUUGUAUUCCCCUACCCGAAGAUGUGUUUAAGAAGGCAAUCAGAUUCAGAGGCAAACACAGUGAUAAUAAAUUUCAGACUCAGCUAACUGUAGAACAAGUAAAGAAGCUCACAGAUCUAUUCAAACCCCUCCAACGGCAGCAAUCAAUUCCCCUCUCAUAUGGUUGGCCUGUAUCACCAAUACGCACAGAUGAUUCUGCUCGUAUGCCAACCGUGUCCCAUAGAGAAACUUAUGAAAACAGAAGAGACUCACAAAUAGACAGGCAACGGUUCACAAGAGACCAUUACUCUCCCAGAGAAGAACGUAUGCAUCACAGGCCAGCUGAUCGAGAAAGGGAGCGAUUUUCUAGGCAUCAUGGCUCUCCACCCAGAGAACGCACUUACAGUAGAUUACCAAAAAAAUCUGAUGAUGCCCUAUUUCUUAGUGAAAAAGAUUAUCGGACUUAUGGUCUUAGUCGAGCCGAACAUGCCAGAAGAUCUCCUGUCAGAGUUCCCACUUCAGAUUUGUACCGAGAUGACCGUCAUGGGGUGCAGCUUCAUAACCAUCCUUCCUUGCACAUUCCCAGGGAUGCAUUGCCUUUACAUAGAGAAGAAGUCCCUACUGACCCGCUUCUUUUCAGUGAAAGAGCUUAUCAUACUUAUGGUCUCAGGGGAGCUGCACCAUCAAUUCCACCUGUUCCAGACCCUAGAUCUCUUCCUUUAGAUGUUUACCCAAGGGAUUCCAAUUAUACAUAUGGUCAUAACGUUUCAUCAUCAGAUCCGCUGAGACGGGAGGCAGUCCCGUCAGAUCCAUAUGCUCUGCCACUGCGAAGGGAGGCAGUUCCGUCAGAUCCAUAUGCUCUGCCACCGAGAAGGGAGGCAGUCCCGUCAGAUCCAUAUGCUCUGCCACCGAGAAGGGAGGCAGUCCCGUCAGAUCCAUAUGCUCUGCCACCGAGAAGGGAGGCAGUCCCGUCAGAUCCAUAUGCUCUGCCACCAAGAAGGGAGGCAGUACCCUCGGAUCCAUAUGUUCCACUGCCGCUGAGAAGGGAGGCAGUUCCGUCAGAUCCAUAUAUUCCACUGCCGCUGAGAAGGGAGGCAGUUCCUUCAGAUCCAUAUAUUCCAUUGCCAAGGAGAGAAACUCAUGUGCCUAACUACGACUAUAACGCUCCUCCACAAAGGAGACUUCCUGGUGAUGAGGAAAGACUCGAAAGAUUAUAUUCACCGUAUGCUCCACAUAUGUUGACAGACUACAACCAAAGACAACAUCUAGUUCAUGGCGCUGAUCACGCAGCUGGAACUGUUUCAUCCAGAUACUCGUUCCCCGGACCUUCCAUAUCAUACCGCUGACUGAGAUUUUCUCCAUAGUUACUGUAAUUUAUUCGAGUAGAGUGUCAAUCUAGGUUUUAAUGUUUCUUUUCUCAAACAAUCUGUUCCAUUUUUCUCUUUUGUCAUUGUCAUUUCGGCAAUGCUGGAAAUGAGAUCACUUGGGUCUUGCAUGGAAGAUUAUAAACAAGUAAAUCAAUGCACUUCCAGUAUCAAAAAAUUUGUGAAGAGUUGAAUUAAGUUAAAUCCUUUUCCAUUGUAUUGUUACCAAUCUCCAA
This is a messenger RNA of Papaver somniferum (opium poppy), 2477 nucleotides long. RefSeq lists its product as uncharacterized. Bases 166 to 2223 code for a protein of 685 amino acids. The transcript is spliced from 4 exons. The record is from RefSeq and is a predicted model, not a curated record. Lineage: Eukaryota; Viridiplantae; Streptophyta; Magnoliopsida; Ranunculales; Papaveraceae.